UCUUCUUUUUAACUGCUCCAUUCUUCAUUUUUCUUGCUUCUUCUUGAAGUUUUCUGCUAGUUUUCACUGUUUUCAAGAACCAAAGCAGUACGUAGUUUGCUAGUACUGGUGUAGUGAACACUACUUUCUUCAGAAAAAUAUGUAUGCAGGAGAAAGUUUGUCUUUUGAUCCUACUUCUCAGCAGAAUGAAGUGUUAGAUGAAAAGGGUUUGCUUCAAAACCAUAUCCCAACAACUUGUGUUACCAACUUUUCCAUGGGAGAGGAACUGCAGCAGAAGUUUCAUUCUAGUGAAAACAAUAACAUGAAUAUGCAAGAAUUUGGUCAUCAUGAUGAGCAUACUAACACAGUGUUGCCUUGUGUAAAUCCAAAUUGGGAAGAAAUUGGUUUUAAUCCUUACAACAAUCAACUACUUAGUUACCCCAUUUCUUCAUCAUUAGGCCAUUUAGGGGGUUUUCAUCAAAGAACUGAAAUACCCUCAACUUCAACUAAUCUUUUUUAUGAGCCCCCACAGUUGAAUAUGCCUAUAAAUCUUUGUACUCAACAACCUAGUUUGUUCAAAGACUUGUUUCAUCUUUCUCCACAUGGAUCCUCUUACGGCUUAGAUAGCUCGGGUAUGGGUUCUUUGUUUAGCCAUGGUCAUCAUGAGGAAGAAGUUACAGGUGCUUUGUACCAUGAUGGGAGUUUUCAUCAUGUGUUCAGUACUGGAGAUAUGAUCAAAUCUGCAGCUAUCAAAAAGAGAGAAGGUAAUGAUAUGAAGCAUCAUGCCUCUGAGAAACUAAGGAGAAUUCAUUUUAGUGAUAAGUUCCAAGCAUUGAGGACUUUGAUCCCAAAUCCCUCAAAGAAUGAUAGAGCAACGAUAAUCGUGGAUGCAAUAGGCUACAUUAAUGAGCUGAAGAUGAGAGUAAAUGACCUAAGGAAUGAAAUAGAUUUGAAGAAAGAGAUGAUGAGGAUGAAAAGGCAAAGAAUAGUAGAAGAAGACGGUGCAAUGAUCAUGGAAGCUGAUGAAGAUCAAGUAGUAAUGAACAAAUCUAUCAUGAGUAACUGGCAUCAUCAAAGGAAAUGUACCAAGAAUAGUAGUACUGAGGUUGAUGUGAGAGUUAUGGAAGAUGAAGUGAGUAUUAAACUUGUCCAACAAAAGGAGAUGAUGAUCAAGAAGAGAAUGAAUUGUCUUGUGUUUGUAUCAAAAGCACUUGAUGAACUUCGGCUGGAUCUUCAACAUGUUGCUGGAGGAUUGAUUGGUGAUCACUAUAGCUACCUCUUCAACUCCAAGAUUUGUGAAGGUUGUACAGUGUAUGCAAGUGCAAUAGCUAACAAGGUUAUUGAAGUUUUGGACAAGGAACAUGCAACCAUUAAUUAGUUAAUUAGUUGGAGCUAGG
Messenger RNA from Capsicum annuum, 1376 nucleotides. RefSeq names its product transcription factor bHLH91-like. Gene Ontology annotation, molecular function: protein dimerization activity. The record is from RefSeq and is a predicted model, not a curated record. NCBI's taxonomy places the organism in Eukaryota, Viridiplantae, Streptophyta, Magnoliopsida, Solanales, Solanaceae. Gene Ontology annotation, biological process: anther wall tapetum development; regulation of DNA-templated transcription. Bases 140 to 1357 code for a protein of 405 amino acids. The transcript has 3 exons.